Lolium perenne is the source of this 1699-nucleotide messenger RNA. RefSeq names its product scarecrow-like protein 32. The record is from RefSeq and is a predicted model, not a curated record. NCBI's taxonomy places the organism in Eukaryota, Viridiplantae, Streptophyta, Magnoliopsida, Poales, Poaceae.
UAACCUCCUCCGUUAGCAAUUAGCUUUCGAUGGAUUGCCUUCAUUCCCACCUCCUGAUCGAAGGUCAAAACUCUACUAGCUACCACAAAAUGAUACUAGCAGCCUAAUCGCAGGCAGACAAGUGUACCCAUCCUAGCAGCCCCUUGACCCAAAUUCAUGUACACGCUAGUGUCAGUGUGUCACUAGAGCACGAGGCCACUGGCCACGUCAGUAUGGAGCAGGAGCUACGGAGCAGCGGGCCGGUCAGGGUGCAGAGCUCGCUGUGCUUCUCCGGCGCGCUCGUCGACGGCCCUCGGAUCCAGCAGCUGCUCCUCCACUGCGCCGCCGCGCUGGAGUCCAACGACGUGACGCUGGCGCAGCAGGCCAUGUGGGUGCUCAACAACAUCGCCUCCUCGCAGGGUGACCCCAACCAGCGGCUCACCUCGUCGCUGCUCCGCGGCCUCGUCGCGCGCGCCUGCCGGACGUGUGGCUCCCCUCGCGGCGCCGGGAGCAUGGCGGCGCCGCUACUAGGACGACGGGCCAUGUCCGUCACCGAGCUGGCCGACUACGUGGACCUGACGCCCUGGCACCGAUUCGGCUUCACGGCCUCCAACGGCGCCAUCCUACGCGCCGUGACCGGCAGGGACGCCGUGCACGUCGUCGACCUCGGCGCCACGCGCUGCAUGCAGUGGCCCACGCUCAUCGACGCGCUGUCCAAGCGGCCCGGUGGCCCUCCGGCGCUCCGCAUCACUGUGCCGUCCGUCCGCCCCGCCGGGCCGCCGCUGGUCGGCGUGUCUGACGAGGAGCUCGGUCUCCGGCUGGCCAACUUCGCCAAGUCCAAGGGCGUGCAGCUGGAGUUCAACGUCGUCGACAAUAAUAAUAGUACGAACACGCCAUCUUCAGCUCCCGCAAAGCCGUUGACGCUUAGCCAGGAGCUCGCCUCCGUCCUAUCCGACCCGCCGGCGCUGGGGCUAAGGGACGGCGAGGCGCUCGUGGUGAACUGCCAGAGCUGGCUCCGACACGUCGCGCCGGGCUCGAGGGACGAGUUCCUGGACGCGGUCCGGGCGCUGGACCCGUGCCUGGUCACCGUGACCGACGAGGACGCCGACCUGGACUCGCCGAGCCUGGCCACGCGCAUCGCCGGCUGCUUCAGCUUCCACUGGAUCCUCUUCGACGCGCUCGACACCUCCGCGCCCAGGGACAGCCCCAGGCGGCUGGAGCACGAGGCGGCCGUCGGCCAGAAGAUCGAGAGCGUCGUGGGCGCCGACGACGGCGAGCGGUCCGAGUCCGGCGCCAGGCUCGCGGACAGGAUGCGGCGGAGAGGGUUCGCCGCCGUGGGGUUCGGCGACGGCGAGGUGGAGGAGGUCCGGCAGCUGCUGAGCGAGCACGCCACCGGGUGGGGCGUGAAGCGGGAGGAGGACAUGCUGGUGCUCACGUGGAAGGGCCAUGCCGCCGUCUUCACCACUGCCUGGGCACCAAACUAAGAGCAUCCCUUACUGCAAUUUCCCUAAUUUUGCUAUUUAUAGUGACUAAAGUCUAAAACUUCUGUUAGGAAUGCAUGUAACUGUAACAAUAUAUAUUGUCCAGAGAGUAGUUUUAGGUUGGUUAUAUGUAGCUCAGAAAGGGUCAGAAUGACAUGACACAGAAACCGUGUUCUUUAUUGUUCAUGCAUGGACACAUUGGAAGAACAUAUCAAUAGGUGAAAUUGGAGCCUUUCAUA